Candidula unifasciata is the source of this 1440-nucleotide messenger RNA. NCBI's taxonomy places the organism in Eukaryota, Metazoa, Mollusca, Gastropoda, Stylommatophora, Geomitridae. The record is from the annotation of a GenBank genome assembly.
AUGGGAAAUAUGUCAAUAUUUAGAACUGCUCAAUUGGAAAUGGAAGAUCCUCCAAAGAAAAAAAUGCACAGGGGGGAAUCUUCGUUUAGUGGCCCCACAGGCACUGAAGUGAUCGAUGACUCCAAGGCCUUCGUCCAACGUUUCGCUGUUUUGUUCAACAGUUCCUGUUUCAGUGAUGUGAGACUCCGGGUUGGGAAUCAGACAUUUUAUGGUCAUAAGUUUAUACUGGCAUCUGCUAGUAAAGUGUUUGAGGCUAUGUUUGGAGAAUCAUCCACUUGGGAAGAGAGUCGUCAGCAAGAAAUUCGUUUGGUGGAAGAGGAGGCCUGUCAGAUGGUGUAUUAUGACUUUUUGAGGUAUUUUUACUCUGCCAGUAUCGACAUGAGUACAGACAAAGCCCUUCCUUUACUACUGCUAGCUGACAAGUACAAUGUGCAGCCACUUCGCAACGUGUGUGUGGAUUACAUGAUGAAGCACAUUGAAGAAUCACCAGACAAGAACAAGACUCUUACAUGGUAUCACUACUCCAAACUGACUGGGCCAGAACGACUAGGAGAUGCUUGUAAAAACUUCAUUGUGUCCAACUUUAAUGUCAUCCUGGAUGCUCCGGAUGGGUGGAAAUGGAAAGAGAGGAACUUGCUGACUUCAUGGCCAUGUCUGAGCUGUGUAGAGCAAUGGCUGUUGUCAGACAACAAUUCAGAACUGAGGAGGGAGAAUGUGGAGUUGAUUGUUCCAUUGCUGCGCUUCUGCAAGAUGACACCAACAGAGCUUCUGGCCAUAGAGUCAUCUCCCUUAAUGGAGGAGUUUUCAGAGAUUUUGAAACCCAAGUUAGGAGCAGCCUAUAGAUUCCACUCACUGGCAAGCAAUGGCGUGUUCCUGCCCAGUGAACAAGUCCCCUACAGGAACUUCACCUCUGAGAUGUACGGCAUGCGAUUUCAGUUUGAGCUGAAGUCCUAUGCAAACAUUCCGAAGAUUGAGAGCCGGAUCUGCCUGUCUUGUUUGGUGCCAUACUUGCCCUGCUUGGAGAUUGAGACAGGGCACCAGAAAUGUAAGAGUUGUCAUUACUUCCUGUCAUGUAAGACCACAAAUGUCCACUUCUCUACAAUUUCCUUAUACGGUAACUUCAUGGGACGGCAGAAUGAUAACGCCAACAAGCAGUACCCUCCGAUGCUCGUUGAAGCCACUCUCCAGCUCUACAGCAAGAAGAAAGAUCUCAGGUAUGUUGGACUGACUGUGUCUAAAACUCAGAUCUUCACCCAGAAAAGUCCAGAUUUGGUUGUGGAAAAUGUUUUGGACCUGGACAGACUGAAAAGUGAAGACUCGCCUUUUAUCGUUGAGGGCUGUUUGUCUGGGGCUGUGUUUAUUAAAGUGCAACAAGUUGGUGACCAUCUUCUGGAAGGUGAAUGUAGUAAAGAUGUUGCUUUUGGAAAUACCGUGCAGUAG